Molecule: messenger RNA, 825 nt
Organism: Lotus japonicus
Lineage: Eukaryota; Viridiplantae; Streptophyta; Magnoliopsida; Fabales; Fabaceae
Exons: 1
Coding region: 1-825 (274 amino acids)
Biological process (GO): meristem maintenance; meristem development
Source: RefSeq, a predicted model, not a curated record
AUGGUAAAAACUCGUUGGACUGGUCAGCCUGCUCAUUCUGAAGCAGUUGAAGAAGGACAACGUGUCCGACCCACUGCAUCAAGACGUAGACAUGGAAAAGGUCUAAUGGUGGAUGGGCCUUCUAAUAAUGAAGAGGAAGAGCAUGUUGAUGAUGACCAGGAUAUGGGUCAUGGUCAUGAAGUUGAGAUUCAGAUGACUGAGACACAUGAGGAUGAAUAUGAUGAUGAUGCAGAUGGGGGUGGGAGCACAGAUAAUGAGGAAGGUCAAGAGAAUGUGAGAGAAAACGACGAGAUAAGGAAGCGGCUGAAACAGAUAUAUGCGGAUAAUAAGAAGAAGAGAUCAUUUCCGGGUGGCCCCGACAAUUUAUCUGUCAUACGUAGCUAUGGCAGUCAUGUUGCUGAGAGGGUGUGGAGGUCCUAUCUCGACGAUAGCGUACCGGAUAGGGGUAUCUUGACUGUGUAUAAUAACUACAACAAGGUGGGAAGUAGUGUUGGUUUAGAGUGUGAGUACAUUGCUAAUGUUCUGCGGAGGUCGGGCCUUGCUUCUCUUGCAGAUAUCCGAUACAAACAAAUUGACAGGGGACUUAUUUCUGCCUUUAUAGAGAGGUGGCACCCUGAGACCAAUUCGUUCCAUUUUCCAUUUGGUGAGAUGACCAUCACCUUAGAUGAUGUGUCUUGUCUUCUCCAUAUCCCUGUUCAUGGGAGGUUUUUCACAUUGCCUGAUUUUGAUCUUGAUCAGUGUGUGGAUGUAUUGGUUUCACACAUAGGGGUGACUCGCACACAGGCGUUAUCGGAGCUGGAAAAUAACAGAGGUCCGAAAGUGUGA